ACGUAAGUCGCAACGUGUUUUGUGGGGGCCCCGAUGACUUGUUUUAUUUUAUUUGAACAACACGAUAAGAUUAUAGAUUAUUAGAUUUAAUAUUAUAUAUUAAAGUCGCACAUUUAUAUGUUUUUAAGAAACACCACUUAAAACACCCAAAAAAUUUAAUUCCAUACUGUCAAACCAGAGCACGGAAGAGUUGCUCAAAAAUUUACUAAUUUGUAAAGUGAUCGGUAAUUCUAACAUGGUGUUUAAGUGCCAGGAAGACAGCUUUUUGAAAGAGUUUACUUCAAAAGUAGUCUCAUGCGAAAAAAGCGAGUUUGACGCAACCGUUGACGGCAAAAACGUUAAAAUCAAUGGAUAUGAAGUCAUUCUGGAGAACACUGUUCUAUUUCCUGAAGGGGGCGGCCAGCCCUGUGACCACGGUUUUUUGAACGACCAACCCGUGUACCAAGUCAUACGAAGGGGCGACAAAGCUGUCCAUUUCAUCGAAAAACCGCUCAAUGUCGGUGAUGACGUUAAAGGCAUCAUUGACUGGAAUCGCAGACUGGAUCACAUGCAGCAACAUUCAGGCCAACAUUUAAUCUCUGCUGUUUUAAUCAGAGAAUUUAACUUUGAUACAAUCUCCUGGUACUUGGGAGAAGAAGUGUCGUACAUUGAACUAGAUAUACCGAAAAUUACCCAAGAACAGAUCGAUCACGUUGAAAACAUUUGUAACGAACUGAUAAGGGAUCAACGGCCGGUCGUUGUUAAUAUUUUCGACGAAAAUACGCCCCCUGAGAAACUAGAAAAUUACCGCAGCGCUCGCGACCUACCAGCAGACCACGUGGGCGACAUCCGCGUUGUUACCAUUGAAGGUAUUGACAGUAACAUGUGCUGUGGCACCCAUGUUACAAAUCUGAGUCAAUUGCAAGCAAUUAAAUUAUUGCACUCGGAAAAAAGCAAGAGAAAGGAUAAAGUCUUACUUUAUUUUUUAAGUGGAAACAGAGUCAUAAAUCGUUUAGAUAACUGCCUAAAGCGGGAACAAAAAUUAACAGCGUUAUUGAAAACAAACCCAGUCCAACAUCCAGAAUUUGUGGAAAAGUUGGUUCAGGGCAACAAAAGCCUUAAUAAAAAUCUACAAACGGUGUUGAAGGAUUUGGCAGUGUAUGAAGCUGCGAAGUUGAAGGAGAGCAAAGAGAAAUAUUUCUUUUUGCAUCGUAAAGAAGCUGACCCCACUUUUAUGAGUAUUUUGUUGAAGGAGGCUGGGAGAAGUGAUAUUUUCCAGUUUUUGUCAGUUGGCGAUGAGAAGGGGGCUGGCAAUAUUGUCUUGUACGGUGACGAAAAGGCAAUUAGUGAUUUGUCGCCAAAAAUUUGUGAGCUGUUGGGGGGUAAAGGCGCCGCUCAAGGAAACAAGUUUCAAGCCAAGGUCACAAACUUAUCUAAUCACAAAUCAGCCGUGAAACUUGUCAAGGAGUAUUUUGACCAAAAAUAAUGUUAGUUGUUUAGCAUCAUUUAUUUAAAGCAAAUAAAGAAUCUAUAACAUAA
Tribolium castaneum (red flour beetle) is the source of this 1518-nucleotide messenger RNA. RefSeq lists its product as uncharacterized. Bases 236 to 1465 code for a protein of 409 amino acids. Gene Ontology annotation, molecular function: ATP binding; Ser-tRNA(Ala) deacylase activity; alanine-tRNA ligase activity. The transcript has 7 exons. NCBI's taxonomy places the organism in Eukaryota, Metazoa, Arthropoda, Insecta, Coleoptera, Tenebrionidae. The record is from RefSeq and is a predicted model, not a curated record. Gene Ontology annotation, biological process: alanyl-tRNA aminoacylation; regulation of translational fidelity.